AUGGUGUACUACUUCAAAUCGAAUGUCGUUGACCCUCCUGCCUUCGUAUAUAUGGGGAAGGACAAAGUCGAAAAUGAAGAUCUAAUAAGAUUUGGCUGGGACGAGGAUUUUCACGUCGACAACUUGUCCAGCGCCCAUGUAUAUCUACGACUGAAAGUUGGCGACGACUGGACGACAAUCCCAAAGGCAUUGUUGGAGGAUGCUGCGCAGCUCACCAAGGCCAAUUCUAUCGAAGGCAACAAGAAAGACAAUGUCACCAUAAUUUAUACGCCGUGGUCGAAUCUCCGCAAGGAUGCUUCUAUGGCGACCGGGCAGGUGUCAUUUCACGACCAAAAGAUGGUGAAGAAAGUACAUGUUGCCGCACGACAAAAUCCCAUCGUGAAUCGUCUGAAUAAGACCAGAGAGGAGAGAACGCCAGAUCUUCGAGCUGAGAAGGAAGCCGAUCUCGCGCAAAAGCGUAAGGCUGACAGACUGAAGCGAGAAGACAUGAAGGCUAGGGAACGAGAUGAAAAGAGACGGAGAGAUCAACUGAAGUGGGAGAAGGAACAUGCCUACGACGAAUUAAUGGAUGAGUCCAACAUGGUCAGUAAUCAAGAUCGAGACCCAAAUUUCUACGACGACGAUUUCAUGUAG
This is a messenger RNA of Cyphellophora attinorum, 633 nucleotides long. Its product is annotated as Coiled-coil domain-containing protein 25. NCBI's taxonomy places the organism in Eukaryota, Fungi, Ascomycota, Eurotiomycetes, Chaetothyriales, Cyphellophoraceae. The coding region runs from base 1 to 633 and encodes 210 amino acids. The transcript is spliced from 6 exons. The record is from RefSeq and is a predicted model, not a curated record.